Molecule: messenger RNA, 1398 nt
Organism: Metschnikowia bicuspidata var. bicuspidata NRRL YB-4993
Lineage: Eukaryota; Fungi; Ascomycota; Pichiomycetes; Serinales; Metschnikowiaceae
Gene: SER33
Product: phosphoglycerate dehydrogenase
Exons: 1
Coding region: 1-1398 (465 amino acids)
Molecular function (GO): NAD binding; oxidoreductase activity, acting on the CH-OH group of donors, NAD or NADP as acceptor
Source: RefSeq, a predicted model, not a curated record
AUGUCUGCUCCUCAAGAUAUUGCCUCCUCAUUUAAACAGGCCUUGAACCUCGAUUCUGGUUCGCCAAAUGCCGUUUCUACCUCGCCUACUCAAUCAUACUUGAGCCAGUUUGCCAACAGCCAGAAGAACUCCAAGGCAUUGAAGCCCUUUUCCACUGGAGACAUCAAAAUCUUGUUGUUGGAGAACGUCAACAUCACUGCUAUUGACCUUUUCAAGAACCAGGGUUAUCAGGUUGAGUUUUACAAAUCGUCUUUGCCCGAGGACGAGUUGAUUGAGAAAAUCAAGGACGUUCAUGCGAUUGGUAUCAGAUCCAAGACUAAGUUGACCGAGAACGUUUUGAGACACGCCAAGAACUUGGCUGUUGUUGGCUGUUUCUGUAUCGGUACGAACCAGGUCAACUUGGAGUAUGCCGCCAAGGCCGGUAUUGCCGUUUUCAACUCUCCCUUCUCCAACUCGAGAUCCGUGGCCGAGUUGGUCAUCGCUGAAAUCAUUACUUUGGCCAGACAAUUGGGUGACAGAUCCAUUGAGUUGCACACUGGAACCUGGAACAAGGUUUCCGCCAAGUGCUGGGAGAUCAGAGGGAAGACCUUGGGUAUUGUCGGAUACGGCCACAUUGGUGCACAGUUGUCCGUGUUGGCUGAGGCCAUGGGUAUGAACGUCAUCUACUACGAUGUCAUGAUGAUCAUGGCUUUGGGUAACUCCAAGCAGGUCGACUCCUUGGAUGAGUUGUUGCAAAAGGCCGAUUUUGUCACCUUGCACGUUCCUGCCACUCCUGAGACCAAGAACUUGUUGUCCACGCCUCAGUUUGCCGCCAUGAAGGAUGGCUCCUACGUGAUUAACGCGUCCAGAGGAACUGUGAUUGACAUUCCUGCGUUGAUUCAGGCCAUGAAGUCCGGCAAAAUUGCCGGUGCUGCCUUGGACGUGUACCCACACGAGCCUGCUAAGAACGGUGAGGGCCUUUUCUCCAACGAGUUGAACUCGUUCGCCGAGGACUUGUGUUCGCUUAGAAACGUGAUUUUGACUCCUCAUAUCGGAGGCUCCACCGAGGAGGCUCAGUCCGCCAUUGGUGUGGAGGUCGGCACAUCUUUGAUCAAAUACAUCAACGAGGGCAACACGGUCGGUGCCGUGAACUUCCCCGAGGUUGCCUUGAGAGACUUGGACUUGGACCAGGAGAACUCUGUCAGAGUGUUGUACACCCAUCAAAACGUACCCGGUGUGUUGAAGACCGUCAACAACAUUUUGUCCAACCACAAUAUCGAGAAGCAGUUCACGGAUUCUAGAGGUGACGUGGCCUACUUGAUGGCUGAUAUUUCUGACGUUGACAUGUCCGACAUCAAGUCCUUGUACGAGCAGCUAGAGCAAACUCCAUACAAGAUUGCCACCCGUUUGUUGUAUUAA